AUGGCCUACACGGCGACUUCACCACCGGCUCUGGAUGCCGACUCCCACCCCAGCUUAACACUUGCUACCUCACUCACCCGAUCUACUUCUCUCCACCAUGUUAUUACCUCACUACCGGGGCAGAAUGGUUCUGCCACGCCAUCUUUUACCUCAUCUCCCACAUCUACUCCCGCCUCCGCAUACUUCGCACCUAACACACCAAAUGGCUUCACACCCGCCGGCACUCCGCUACAACCACCCAGCGAGGGACCACGAGGCCGCAACUUUGAAUACCCUCUACAGAUACCUGCUCCGCUUGAGCUUGGCGAAUCCAUGAUGGCGAUUCCUGGCAACCCGAGCUCCCUAAACUCUAAUGACUGGAUUGCCCCGAGCUCAAAGGGACCUGGCUUGAUGCGGAGGAUAUCUCGGGGUGCGGCCAACAAGCUCACUCGAAGGAGACAAUCUGCUUCUCAGAACGAAAAACGAGAUCGAAGCUCCGGUCCCGUGAUCAUGCGCCGACGCAGUGAUAGCAAGACAGGCCCUCAGCCUGGUCGAGACAACGCAUUGGACUCUAGCAAUGAGGAUGAAGCUAGUGAAGCGUUGGACGGCCUGGGUGCGUGGGCUGGCUCUGAGCCCUCUAGCCUCCGCAGCGAAAGCCGAAUGGCGUCUGCUCGCGAGGUUGGUGCUGCUGCUGCCGCCGUGGCUGCCGCCGCUGUCGUUGCACCUAAGGUGGAUUCCGCGCUGCAGCGUGGAACUAUCCUGACCAAGCUCACGAAGAAACGGCGCAAGCAAGUGCGCUUCUUUUUGGACUUGGAUGCUGGCAAGGUCUUUUGGGAUCUUUCAAACCCCGCAAAGCGUUUUUACAUUGACGAUAUCAAAGAAAUUCGUGUGGGUGCGGACGCCCGCAACUACCGUGAAGAACAUCAAAUUCCUGAGGAUGCGGAGCGGAGGUGGUUUACCAUUGUAAUCGCGGAUUCGGGGAGCUUCAAGGGCCGAACAGUGAAGACCCUCCACCUCAUUGCCCCUUCUGACCACGUGUUUGAGCUGUGGACUACCACAUUAGAGCACAUUGCCCGGUACCGGAUCGGUCUGAUGGCUGGUAUGGCCGGCUCUGGCCAAAGUGAGACUGUCAUUCAAGCUCAUUGGCAACGUGAAAUGUCACGACUAUUCCCGCAGGGACCUCUUCCUGGCGAGGAACAAGGUCUUGACUUCUCCGCCGUCGAAACUGUUUGCCGGACUCUGCACAUUAACUGCUCGAAGAACAUGCUUCGGGCACAAUUUAGUAAAGCGGACGCUUCUCGAAACAACAAGUUGGACUACCCUGCAUUCAAAGAUUUCCUCUCACGCCUGAAGGAGCGCAAGGACGUUAAGGAGGUCUACAAGAGCCGUUCCAAGGACCCAAAGAUUGGCAUGACCCAGGACGAGUUCUUGGGAUUUCUUCAUGACGUGCAGAAAGAGGAUGUCGAUUCCGAUCGCACUUACUGGGUUGCGCUGUUCGACAAAUUCGUUCGCCGAUCCAAGCGUGGCUCUGAGGUCUCUGAGGUCUCUGAACUAACACCUACUCCGACUCGCAUGGAUCUUGAUACAUUCUCCUCUUAUCUGGCUUCUUCGAGCAACGGCAUCUACGCAUCCCGUGCCCCCCAGUCCAGAUUUGACCGCCCGUUGAACGAGUAUUUCAUUUCGAGCUCUCACAAUACCUAUCUGCUUGGCCGUCAAGUUGCCGGAGCUUCGAGCACUGAGGCAUACAUUAGCGCACUUCAGCAAGGUUGCCGUUGUGUUGAGAUCGACUGUUGGGAUGGUGCCGAUGGCCGUCCAAUUGUGUCUCAUGGACGAACCAUGACCACUAGUGUCUUGUUUGCUGACUGCAUUACGGUGAUUAACCGAUAUGCCUUCAUCUCAUCCGCCUUCCCGCUCAUCCUUUCCCUGGAGGUGCACUGUAACCCAGAGCAGCAGUUGGCCAUGGUCAAGAUUAUGAAAGAAACCUUUAAGGAACAACUGAUCCUUGAGCCAAUCAUGACCAACUACUUCAUUCUGCCAUCUCCAGAAGAGCUCAAGGGACGUAUUUUGGUGAAGGUCAAGACUUGCGACGAGACGCAGAGCGAUCCCCGCAUCGACACUACCAGCACUGUCGGCACCCAUGGCCGGAAGCGCAGCUCUAGUUCGCCGUUCAUUCGCCCGACUCCCUCACCUGAGUCUCUCAAUGGACCAAUCCAAUCACUUUCGAGCCCUCCUACGAUGAUUGGAGGUGCCGUUGAUGGCAUUGGCCCUCUUAUCUCGCAAGACAGACGCUCUCUCACGGCAAACAGUAUGAGUAGCGCCACAGAGGACAGCGACGGAGCAUUGAUCUCUGCCCACAGCGAGAAGAAGAAGCGACGACGCCAAAAGAGCAAGAUCACCAAGCCUCUCUCAGACCUUGGUGUCUACACUCGCGGCUACAAGUGGCACAGCUUUUCUUCGCCGGAGAGCAGAAAAUACAACCACAUCUACUCCUUUGCCGAGAGAUCCUUCGAAAGCAUUUGUCAGACCCACGACAACAAGGUUGCACUGGAAUCUCAUAAUCGGAAAUUCCUCACGCGCGUUUACCCUUCAGGUUUCCGACUUCGCUCAUCCAACUUUGAUCCUAACAAAUUCUGGCGCCGCGGUGUGCAGAUGGCGGCAUUGAACUGGCAGACUUACGACAUUGGAAUGCAGAUGAACCAAGCCAUGUUCGCGGCUGGAACUGAUCGCACUGGUUAUAUUCUUAAGCCCGAGAGCCUCCGCUUGCCAGUCCGGGAUAACGACAACCAGAAGCGCAAGACGGAACGACGAUUGGUUCGAUUCUCCGUUGAUGUGAUCUCGGCGCAGCAGCUUCCUCGACCUCGGACUAUUGGUCCGGAAGACAACAUCAACCCCUAUGUCGAGAUUGAGAUUUUCAGCGCUGAUGACCGAGGCCAGAGCUUGGCGUUCGGUGAAGGUGGCAUGGAUGCCUCUGCGCGGAGCGGAAGGUCAGGCAUUGGAUACCCGCAUCGUCGUCGCACCAAGAUUGAGCAGAGCAACGGCUAUAGCCCUGUCUUCAACGAUCAGUUCAAGUUGUCUCUCGAGACCAAAUACCCUGACCUGGUGUUCGUGCGUUGGACUGUCUGGAGCUCUUUGGAUGGUCGUAGCGCUGGCAACAAUAACAGCGUGCAGCUGGCUACCUUCACUGCUAAGCUCACUAGUCUGUCUCAGGGAUAUCGCUACCUACCUUUAUACGAUGGAAAGGGUGACCAAUAUUUGUUCUCGACUUUGUUUUGUCGGAUCUCUAAACAUGACCCUGUACCUGUUCAACGACUGGACUUGGAAGAACUCCGCGCCGAACGCAUGGGCAUCUUGCGACAAAUUGGCCAGACAGUGUUCAAACGUUCUUCAUCCACCGACCGUGAGAAGGAUCAAUGUCAAGAUCGGAGUGAUUCAGUGAGCCCUGAAGAAAAGGAUAGCUCUCCAAGCCUCACUCCGACCAUCUCCACUACAUCUACCUCAUCACUCGUGCCUUGA
Penicillium odoratum is the source of this 3492-nucleotide messenger RNA. RefSeq names its product putative 1-phosphatidylinositol-4,5-bisphosphate phosphodiesterase Plc1. NCBI's taxonomy places the organism in Eukaryota, Fungi, Ascomycota, Eurotiomycetes, Eurotiales, Aspergillaceae. The record is from RefSeq and is a predicted model, not a curated record. Bases 1 to 3492 code for a protein of 1163 amino acids. Gene Ontology annotation, biological process: phosphatidylinositol-mediated signaling; lipid metabolic process. Gene Ontology annotation, molecular function: phosphatidylinositol-4,5-bisphosphate phospholipase C activity. The transcript has a single exon.